AUGCGAUCAGGCAUUUCAAGACUUGAAAAACUACAUGAGCAAGGCACCGCUAUUAUAGCCCCUUCGGCAGGUACUUCAAAAGCCAGAAACGUCGGGCCGAUUGGUCAAAUGUUCAAGCCAAGGCCUGCAGAGAAAGGUCAGGCCGUCGCCGACUUCAUCUCCAAGCUCACACCUCCUGCACUAUCGGAGACAUUUUGUCCGAACGCUAUUCUUACUGCACCGGAGAAAAUGGAUGCUGAGCGCUUUGACAGUUUCGUCCCUCUCUGGAUUUUACACGUGGAUGGCUCGGCAAACCAACAAGGCUGUGGAGCCGGCUUAGUGUUAACCACUCCAGACGGUGGCAAAGUCGAAUAUGCCCUCCGAUUCAACUUCAGGACCUCUAACAACGAGGAAGAGUAUGAGGCUCUCUUGGCUGGCCUUCGGCUAGCCAAGAGCAUGAGCGAGAGACAGAUCAGCAUUCACAGUGACUCCCAGCUCAUUGUGAAUCAGAUAACGGCAGACUUCGCAGCCAAAAAUGCCUCUAUGUCAGCCUACCUAUCGGCAGCUCAUCAACUCCUGCAAAAAUUUUAG
Messenger RNA from Prunus armeniaca (apricot), 570 nucleotides. Lineage: Eukaryota; Viridiplantae; Streptophyta; Magnoliopsida; Rosales; Rosaceae. The record is from the annotation of a GenBank genome assembly.